AUGAGUGAUAAUUUAGCUAUCUUAAAGGACUUUGACAACGACACAGCAAUCUAACUUAUUGAAUCAGCAUACACCUACCUCUUAGAUAAGAAUUCUCUCCCUCUUCAAAAGUUGACAUUCAAUGUGAGAGCUCCAUUUUCAGCAAUAUACGCAUUUUUGAGAAAGCAACCUGCAAAAUAGAUUAACAAACUAGAAUAGCUGAGCUUAUCAAAGGAGAUAAAGCAAGCGAUAAAGGAUAAGUUGUACUUAAUGUACGCUUAAAACUAUUAGAAGGUAGGAUUGCUUACAAAUUAUAAACUUGAAUGCAUGAACCCUAAAGCUAUUGAAGUACAGACUGAGUCAGACUUAGUACAGACUCACAAGAACUCUCCAUCAGUGUUAGAUUAUGCAAGUUGCUAGUGGAAGAUCAAUGUGAUCCUCUCGACAAACUAUCUUAAUAAAGUGCUAAGGCCAGAGGUUGUGAUCGAGAUUCAAACCGCCCAGAACGAGAAGGUACUGAUGACUGUUAGUGUAGAGAAGUUUGAAGAGCUCAGAAGACAGGUUGCUUAUCUAAUUAGAUAUACCUAGCAGAUCGAAUGUAUCAGAUAUCUAAAUCAAACCUAAUCCUCCAUUCUGCGAGAGUCUUUUGAUGAUCUAAAUAGAGAUCUCUAGUAGCAUGAUAUCUAGCACAAUAUAUAUCAGCAUGAUUUGUAUUUCUUUGGAAUGAGUGGGGAUGCAGCUGAUAAUAGCAAUCAGGUUGACAAGGAAUUGAAAAUUAAAGACAUGGUAGAGUGUGGACCUGGGCAGCAAUUGCAGCUCAAAUAUCCCGUGUGUUUCGAAUGCUUUGACUCUAUUAUCAAGAAGCUAGAGGAGAAAAUCACUGGGGAAGAGGAAGAAAGGGACUUAUAUAUUAAAGAAAUUAAGAAAAUAGAGGGUAAACUGGCCAAAAUAGCUAAUCAGAAGGAAUCCGAUUUGGAGAAGGAACUCAAGUCUUUGGAAAACGAGGAAGCUGAGAUGGAUAAAGUACUAGCAUAGUUAGAGUAAGAGGAGAAAAAUAAUGAAGAGGAAGUGCAGAGGCUUUCAAAGGUAAAAGAGUCCCUCUAAGCAGAGGAGAAGGCAUUUUGGAGAGAUGUGAACAAUUAUGAGAAGAAUCUGGCAGGAUUUUAGGAGAGUUUGUCACAAACAGACUAUCUCAUUCAGAAUUUGGAUUGGCAGUUCAAAAGACUCAGAAACACUAAUUUCAUCAAUGAGGUGUUUUACAUUAGCACUCUUGAUGAAUUCGGAACUAUAAGUGGGUUUAGAAUGGGCAGAUUACCUACUACUGAUGUAAAAUGGGAAGAAAUCAAUACUGCUAUUGGUCAAAGCUUAUAUCUCCUCACAGUACUUGCACACAGAUUCAAUUACAAGUUUGAGUUAUAUGACAUUUAACUGUGUGGAGCUUUUUCUAAGAUAUCCUUGAAAAGUAACCCUAAAAUGAAGUUUGAACUGUUCAUGCCCUCAAACGAAGAUAGAUUUAACAACGGUCUUGUUUGCCUUCUUAAUGCUCUUAAUGGUUUAUGCUAAUUUGUUCAGUAGAACUAUUCUCAAUAAAGAUAAAAUAUACUGCCAUCUCAGGAUAAAUCUAUUCAGUAGGAACGAUAGAAAGUUGUAUUUAAGAUUUAAAGCGACACAAUUCAUGGCAUUUCAAUCAAAUACAACUCAAAUGAUUUGCCUCAAUGGACUCGGGCUUGCAAAUACUACUUGACUAAUCUGUAGUAUCUGAUUUAUAUCAGCGUUAUAAGAGAUCAGUAUGAGCAAGGAUAGAGCUAGCAGAAUUUCUGA
Molecule: messenger RNA, 1800 nt
Organism: Stylonychia lemnae
Lineage: Eukaryota; Ciliophora; Spirotrichea; Sporadotrichida; Oxytrichidae
Source: the annotation of a GenBank genome assembly